GAGCUAGCUCCUACUCCGGUGUGUGCGCGCCCGUGUGUCCCGAUUGCACCGCCACCAUGCCCCUAACCUUGUCCCCGCCACGCCUCCUCCUUCUCCUUCGCCGCCGCCAAGCCAAGGUCCAGGAGCCGCGCUCCACGGCCCGCCCAUGCCGUGGAGCGCGGCUCAGCUGUGCCCCUGACGAGGUCGCGGCCACAGACGCCGAGCAGCAGCAGGGAGAGGAGGAGGAGGAGUUGGUGCUGCUCGCCUCCUACCGCACCGCCUUCAACGAGGUCAUCAUGGUCAUUGACUCGCCCUCCAACCGCUACCUCGUCCUCGACCCCACCCGCAACGUCCACAGCAUUCUCCCCAAGAAGAGCGCCUGGACCAAUUCCUACUGGGAUGAGUGCGUCAGCCUGCCUACCGUUGUUCCACGAGGUCCUGUUGCACUUCUAGGUUUGGGUGCUGGGACAGCAGCACAUAUGAUGCUGGAAGUAUGGCCUUGGAUACAGCUUAUCGGAUGGGAGAUUGAUCCGACGGUAAUUGAAUUGUCGAGGGAUUAUUUUGGUAUGUCCACUUUAGAGAAGACCACGGAACUAGGUGGUUCACUUUCGGUGCAUAUUGGCGAUGCACUUUCCCCAUCGGCUACAGUCGAAGGAGGAUUUGCUGGUAUUGUUGUUGAUUUAUUUGCUGAUGGAAAAGUCUUACCUCAGCUACAGGAAGCUGAAACUUGGUUAGAGAUUGCGAAGAAGCUGAUGCCCGAUGGUCGAAUCAUGGUCAACUGCGGUGCGGGAGAUACCGCCAUAUCUCUUGCCGCCGACGCGGAUGUUUCCUCCUGGGUUCAGAAUCCCACAAUCAAGGCUCUAUGCUCUGCAUUUCCAGGGCAACUAAACUGGAAGAGGCUUUCGGAGAAGGAGAGCGUAAACUACGUCGCGUUGACGGGUCCCCUUCCGGAUUUGGAGGAGUGGUCAACCUCGGUUCCUAGCGAGCUGAGCCUGAGAGUGAAACAAUGGGUGCCUUGCGAGCUCGCAUGAGGAUCGAUGUACUCCCCUCGUCCCAAAAUAAGUGUCUUGAGCUUAGUACAACUUUGUACAAAGUUGAGACACUUAUUUUGGGACGGAGGGAGUAAGUUUUUCUUCUGUCUGCGCCUUGCUUGCUUCGACAACUUUGCAUGUCUCCUCCCUCCACGGUCCUUUUCUGGUGUAGUUAAGUUAAGGCCAUCGACCUGCAUUUGAAGAAGUGCCAUAUCAUAUCAGCGCUCACAUGUCUGAGGAAGGAAUAGCAGUGAUCUGUCCGGCCCCAAUUUAUGUUCCUAGUUUGAAGAAGAGCAGAGCGAAGACCUGCCUGCAUGUUGAAUGGAGUUGAUGUGUCUACCCCUGAAAUCGAGCGAGGGGGACUUCGGAACGCACCACGCUACAAUUAUUUUUUGUUAUGUCCCGCUGACCUGCUGCUGAUUAGUACUACCUCUGUAUCAAAAUAUAAGACGUUUUGCCAGUUCGAUUUGAACGGUAAAGAUGUCUUACAUGUUGGUACGGAGGCAGUACGUGCCAUUCAUCAUCCCACUCCUUGUCUCGGCAGUGUGCCGCAAAGUGACAAGUUCAUUGCCGUUGUGCAAUGGCUUUCGCUGGAGGUCGCUGUUCGUUA
This is a messenger RNA of Triticum dicoccoides, 1620 nucleotides long. RefSeq lists its product as uncharacterized. The transcript has 9 exons. The coding region runs from base 57 to 1010 and encodes 317 amino acids. NCBI's taxonomy places the organism in Eukaryota, Viridiplantae, Streptophyta, Magnoliopsida, Poales, Poaceae. The record is from RefSeq and is a predicted model, not a curated record.